This is a messenger RNA of Aplosporella prunicola CBS 121167, 864 nucleotides long. RefSeq lists its product as uncharacterized. The record is from RefSeq and is a predicted model, not a curated record. NCBI's taxonomy places the organism in Eukaryota, Fungi, Ascomycota, Dothideomycetes, Botryosphaeriales, Aplosporellaceae. Bases 225 to 671 code for a protein of 148 amino acids. The transcript has 2 exons.
UAAAAAUGGCACGGAGAUGGACGAUAAGAUGCGAUCGCCGGCCAGGACCGCCAAGUCGGCAAUGCAGCCGUCCAGGGCGCGGCGCCACGGCUCCACGGGGUCUCAACCCGUCACGGCGCGUCGUCGAUCGACAACAAACGCGCAAACCAAGCCACUCGCGUGCAGACGAAGCGCAAUAAAGGAAUCCAUGAGGCCAUCUUCGACCGGGCGCAGCAAGCAGUACCAUGGUGACGCGAGGAAGAAGGAGGAGGCUGGCGGUUUGCCUUGCCGCUGCUGCCUGGUGGUGCUAUAUUGUGAGCAAGCGCCCGCUGCCUCUUGCCGCUGUGCCGCUCGCUCGUAAGACAAGGUUACCUUCUUUGCUGCCACCAGCACCGCCUGAUACGAGGAGACGUGGUCUAUUGAUAGUUUAUUCAUCCACUCCUCGUUGUCUAUUUAUUGCCCUUCUAGCUUCUUGUUCUGUUGUGCUCCUUGCGCGCGCCUACAAAUCUCAACACUCGCUGCUGCGCCUGCGAUACCAUUCCUCCGUCCAUUCCUCUCGUGCUCGUCCGAUAGAUACAUACCUACCUACCUACCUACCUACUCCUCCGUAUACGCAUAGAAACCAAUCCAAUUACUACAGCAGCAAUCCCACCGAAGCAGACAAUCAAACCCAGCUUAACCGCCCACAAUGACGCUCGCUAGAAUAGUCAUGCGCAGUGUGCAGAUCGUCUUCUCAGCCGUAGUCCUUGGCCUCUCGAUCAAGCUAAUCCAAGACCAAGUCUUCGGCACCAGCCGCACCAUCAACGUAGCCGCUUUCUCAGGUGCCUUUGGCAUCUUCGCCGCCUUGGUUGGGCUCGCAAGCCUCUGGUUAACGGCGAUGAGCCC